CUGCACAUCCACCGUCGGAACUUAACAGUGUGACAUCCAGCGGAAGUAAACACUACAGCCGUUAGCAGCGUUAGCUCUGUGCACGUGACGUUAUUGAAUGAAGUGGAAGACGGUAUUGUAGCGGUGACACAGUUAAUUAUUUAAUCUGUAAUUAAGCGACAAUGUCUUCAGUUGAGUGUUUGAGAGAGUUUGUCAACGAGCGACUAACUGCUGCUGCUGAAGAAAUAUUUGGAGUUUUUCAAAAAACUAUCGUCGAGUACGAAGAAGAGAUCUAUCGUCAGCGCAAACUGCUGGAUAUCGUUUGCAAACCUGAAAUAAAGUUACACAGGAUAGAUCUCCAACAGCAACAUGUCUGUGAGGAGGAAGAGGAGGAGGUUCUCACUGACCAGCAGCUCUGUAACCAGGAGAGGAGCUCCAGUCUGGACCAAGAGGACCCAGAGCCUCUACAGAUUAAAGAGGAACAGGAGGAGCUCUGCACCAGUCAGGAGGGAGAGGAGGUUGUGAUAAAGGUGGAGGCUGAUACCUUUGUGGUGACUCCUACUGAUGAGGAAAGGGACCAUGUUGAACCAGAACCUGAAAGUGACCACCAGCUGCUGUUGAACAACUUUUAUGCAGCUGAGAGCCAAGAUCAGAAAGGAUACAAGCAUGAACACUCUACUAGAGAUGCAGAGUCAGAACAAAACGAUCAACAAUAUGAAAACAGAAGUCAGAGUAACAUCGUCUGCAACCCUAACUUGUCAGGGGCUGACAAUAAUAUUCACAAACCGUCUUUUAAAUGUAACACUUGUGGGAAGGAUUGUAAGUAUAAGUCAGUACUUCUGAACCACAUGAGAAUUCACACAGCUGAGAAGCCGUACAUUUGUACAACAUGUGGGAAAGCGUUUGCACAGAAUGGUACCUUGACAAUCCACAUUAGAUGCGCCCACACUGGUGAGAGGCCGUACCUUUGUAAUACCUGUGGGAAAAGAUUCAGUGAUCUUUCAACAUUGAAAAGGCAUCAGAGGGCUCACACAGGUGAGAAGCCAUAUAUUUGCAAAAUCUGCGAUAAAACGUUUAGUAGAAUUAACUCAUUGAAAAUGCAUCAGAGAAUGCACACAGGUAAGAAGCCGUAUAUUUGCAAAACCUGCGGGAAAGAAAUUUGUAGUAUUUACUCAUUAAAACUGCAUGAGAGAAUUCACACAGGUGAGAAGCUGUACCUUUGUAAAACUUGCGGGAAAAGCUUUAAUAGAAUUAACUCAUUGACUGUCCAUCAAAGAAUUCACACAGGUGAGAAACCGUAUGUUUGCGCAAUAUGUGGAAGAGCUUUCAGACAGCGUAGUGCCUUAAGCGUCCACAUUAGAUGCGCCCACACUGGUGAGAGGCCGUACCUUUGCAACACCUGUGGGAAAAGAUUCAGUGAUCUUUCAACAUUGAGAAGGCAUCAGAGGGCUCACACAGGUAAGAAGCCAUAAUUUUGCACAACAUGUGGGAAAGAUUUCACACAUAGUAGUACCUUAAACGCCCACAUUAGAUGUAUCCACAAUGGUGAGAGGAAAUAUCUUUGCAAGAUCUGUGCGAAAAGAUUCACUUAUCUGUCAGCAUUGAAAACGCAUGCAGCAACACACACAGACGAGAGACCAUACGCUGCAACACGUGUAAGAAAACGUGCUGCG
This is a messenger RNA of Larimichthys crocea (large yellow croaker), 1652 nucleotides long. Its product is annotated as zinc finger protein OZF. Gene Ontology annotation, biological process: regulation of transcription by RNA polymerase II. The transcript is spliced from 2 exons. NCBI's taxonomy places the organism in Eukaryota, Metazoa, Chordata, Actinopteri, Sciaenidae. Bases 162 to 1451 code for a protein of 429 amino acids. Gene Ontology annotation, molecular function: DNA-binding transcription factor activity, RNA polymerase II-specific; RNA polymerase II cis-regulatory region sequence-specific DNA binding. Gene Ontology annotation, cellular component: PcG protein complex; transcription regulator complex; chromatin. The record is from RefSeq and is a predicted model, not a curated record.